AAGUUUGGAUCACGUGGUUUUGUGUACCUCAGAGUGGCCGGUAAAUGCAAAACUAAGCUAAAUAGGUAGCGUUCGUCCUCGUUAGACGCACGUUUCAUGAACGUAUUCGAGGCUUUGUUUGUUUGUACUUUUGAAAUAAUGGGAUACUUCUGAGUAUGUAUGUAUUCUUAAAUUAUGUCUUUAUGUUACGCAACCAGCGUUUAAAACAAACGCUAGGUGAGCUAAACUGGUGCUAAUUAGCACUCGAGCUAGCUGCAGUGAGGUUACAGCUUCAUGUCGUUUUAUCGUUUUUUGUAAGUGUGGUUUGCCUUUAUACAAAUGAGGUCUUUAAAUUACGUCCAAAGGAUUAGUUUGGAUUUUACAGGAACCUUGUUUCCUCACGCCAUCUGUCUGGGGGAUGCGGACAAUGACUCGUUGAACGAGCUCAUUGUUGGAGACACCAGUGGGAAACUGUAUGUUUAUAAGAACGACGACAGUAAACCAUGGGUUACUAGGACGUGUGUAGGGAUGCUCACGUGUGUUGCAGUUGGAGAUGUUUGUAACAAAGGAAAGAACUUUGUAGUAGCUGUGGGAGCAGAAGGCUGGUUCCACCUCUUCGACCUGACGGCUGCUGCUCCAAAUAAAGCCGAUUCCUCCAGUCAGCAUUUGGUCUCGCGCCCGGGCUGGGGCUCCGCCAUCCUGCUCUGCUCCUGGACACAACAAGACUCUCCUGGUUCUGGAGACGAUUCUCCCACCACUACUGGGAGUGAGGGUCCUUCUAGAGACAUAAUCCUCCAUUUGACCACUGGGCGGAUUCAUAAUAAAAAUGUUUCCACUCAUCUUAUUGGCAGCAUAAAUAAAGGAUCAAAGGAAGAGUCUUCUAAAUGCGGCCUGUUUGCCCUCUGCACAUUGGAUGGGACUCUGAAGUUGAUGGACAGCUCAGAGCAGCUGCUGUGGUCAGUGCAGGUGGACCAUCAGCUUUUUGCGCUGCAGAAACUUGACGUCACUGGCGAUGGCAGAGAGGAAGUGGUGGCCUGCGCCUGGGACGGUCAGACCUACAUCAUCGAUCACAAUCGUUCAGUGGUGCGAUUUCAGUUUGAUGAAAACGUCAAUGCUUUCUGUGCUGGUCAAUACACAUGCAAGGAGGGUAAAAACAGCCCCUGCCUCGUCUACGUGAGCUUCAACCAUAAAAUCUACAUCUACUGGAAGGUGGAGCUGGAGAGGAUGGAGUCCACCAACCUGCUGCGGCUCCUGGAGGAAAAGCCAGGUUUUAAAGACCAGGUCAAGGCGCUCGGAGUCGAUGCAGACGACCCUGCAGCAGUCAGAGCUCUGGUGGCAGAUAUUCUCUACACAGACUCACGGACGUAACAAUAGGACCCACUGGACUAAACCUGCUGUAAAUACUGGUCCAAUUAAAACACAGUCUCACUCAUUUCAUUAA
This is a messenger RNA of Cynoglossus semilaevis (tongue sole), 1420 nucleotides long. RefSeq names its product integrin alpha FG-GAP repeat containing 2 (gene itfg2). Gene Ontology annotation, biological process: regulation of TOR signaling. Gene Ontology annotation, molecular function: protein binding. NCBI's taxonomy places the organism in Eukaryota, Metazoa, Chordata, Actinopteri, Pleuronectiformes, Cynoglossidae. The coding region runs from base 319 to 1347 and encodes 342 amino acids. Gene Ontology annotation, cellular component: KICSTOR complex. The transcript is spliced from 11 exons. The record is from RefSeq and is a predicted model, not a curated record.